GUAAUAGCAGCGAUCUUUCAUGGAGUGGCAAUCGCAUGCACUGUGUUGAGAUUGUCAUAUCGGUACUAUGUCGCACAACUGUGGUGGGAAGACAUGUGGGCAGCACUAUCACUGAUUUUCGAUUUGAUCUGCUUUACUUGUGCGUUCCUUGAACGACCACCGGCGUACAAUGGCCCAUGGUUGGUGGCCAAUCGAGUUUUUUGGCUCGUAUCCAUAGCCUUCCCUUGUGUUCUCUGGUUUGCGAGAGCCAGCAUCCUAUGCUCCCUCAUACGCGUCGCGAAUCCUGAAGGCUGCCUCGGAUAUGUCACUUAUGGAACCGGGAUCUCCUUCGCUAUUAUGUGGAUCGGGACCGUUGCGCAAAAACUUUAUGUUUGCGAAUACUAUGCAUGUAGAAUUCUUAAUUUUGUUGCGAUAACGCAACUCAUCACGGACAUAUUUUCAGAUGGGAUGUUAGUUGCCCUGCCCAUCCUGGUGUUCCGUGGCGUCCAACUACCCAAGAACCGGAAGAUACUGGUUUUGCUGUCAUUCACUGCAGCUAUUUUAAUCGCAGCCGUGACUAUCCUACACUCUGUAAUGUUAUUCGGGCCCAGUUCUACAGGCAUCGUCGUCAUCGGACACGUCAAGGCUGCUAUUUCACUCAUUGUCUGCGAUCUUCUCGUCUUGGUUACACUAGCGUAUCGUCUUUGCGGUUUUGAAGACAUCGAUGCAACGGACAACAGCGGAACUACCGUGGUGUUUACCAGCGUUGAUUUAGAACAGCUCGGAGCAGAU
This is a messenger RNA of Suillus paluster, 771 nucleotides long. RefSeq lists its product as uncharacterized. NCBI's taxonomy places the organism in Eukaryota, Fungi, Basidiomycota, Agaricomycetes, Boletales, Suillaceae. The record is from RefSeq and is a predicted model, not a curated record. The annotation marks the transcript as partial. The transcript has 5 exons.